CCCUCACACUCACACACACACACGUGAGGCAGCACACAGCAUCCCUGCCUGGUGAAGGAUGAGGAUGUCUGCCUGGCGCUGAAGAAACAUUUUUUCGCCGCGCAGCUGGAGAAGAGGGAGAGGGACAGCUCUCACUGGCUGUGCGCGGCGCGGCCGAAAAUCAUCGUGCUCCGCUCGCUCGCCGAGUCAGUCGUGUUGGGCCCUUGCUCGAGCACACACCGCGCUCCUCGCUCGUUCCCUUGAAAACAAACGCGUGUGCACACCAGCCAGCCACCUUCAGCAACCCUCCGAACAGGACUAACUUGUCGAGUGCCCUUUGUCCGCGUGCAGUGAGUGAAGUUUUCGCGAAAGGACGUCGGCCCGUUUUCUACCACAGGACCCUUGCGAAUGCAAUGAGAAGAGGAGCCACAUAAACCGUCCCAAAUGGCGCCGAGCCGACUACUGGCUCUCUGCUUCUUCCUCGCCGGAAUAGGCGAAUCUGUCGCCAGGGCGUCAUCAACAGAGGAGGAUGGACAACUUUUGUCCCACCAAGACGUCCAAAACAUGGACAGCCUACUUCUGCCUGGCAUGAAGACUCACGAGGACGAGGAGGACGAAUUUGAAGAUGAGUACGAAGAUGAACAUGUGCAUCCUGGACCGUCGGUUGCGCCUGCCCUGAACCAUCCGGCGGUGUCCCUGCCGAUCUUCCUCGACGAACCUAUUGACUCGUACGUCAUCAAGAACAAACCGGCAACCCUCAGGUGCCGAGCUGCCCACGCUCUCAACGUGCACUUCGAGUGCAACGGAGAGGGCGCCGACACCAUGCAAUCGGAGCAGCAUCACUUCGUGGACCCGAUGGACGCCACCAGGACCACCGAGGCGACGCUAAACAUCUCCAAGGACCACAUAGAGGAGUAUUUCGGCGCCUCGUUCGAGUGCCUGUGCGUGGCCAUGUCCAGCAGGGGCCGCAUCAAGAGCAGGCCGGCCAAACUGAAGGUUGCAUAUCUCCGCAAGCAAUUCGACCACGCGCCAUACUCUGAGGCCGUGGAGCUGGAGAAGCAGGUCCAGUUCCGGUGUUUGCCCCCGGAUGGCUUCCCGAAGCCCAACGUGACUUGGAUGCGCAAUGGAGUCAUUCUGCGCGGCGAGGAAGACGGCUUGCGGAUUACGCAGGAAGGACAAGUCCUCCUGGUGCUGAGUGCCAGAUUCGCAGACGCCGCCAAUUACAGCUGCGCAGCCGAAAAUGUGGCCGGCCGACGUGUCUCGGAUCCGGCCACCUUAACAAUUUAUGUUAACGGAGGGUGGACGCCGUGGUCGCCGUGGAGCGACUGCAGCAGCCGUUGCGGUCGCGGCCAGCAGACCCGACAGCGCCAGUGCACCGCUCCGGCGCCGCUCAACGGAGGAGCAAACUGCCCAGGAAACGCCAGGCAAAAGGCCGAGUGCUCCACCCCUUGUCCAGGAGGAAGUCUGUUUGAGGACAACACUGUUUCUUUGUCUACCGACGGCCGCUGGUCCAUGUGGUCCCCGUGGAGUGCUUGCGGCCCGGAUUGCAAACACCACCGGAAGCGCUCGUGCAACAGCCCAGCGCCGUCUCCAGGCGGUCGACCCUGCUCUGGACGGGACGUGAUGUCAGCUAACUGCACAGGAGACUUUUGCGCAGCCAGCAACUACGUUCAUGCGACCUACGAGGGCACGCGACACGCUGAAGAAGCGACCAGGGCUGCCGUGCAGACAGAUGUGACUCUUUACAUCGGACUGAGCGUGGCUCUAAUUGUUUUUGGAGUGCUGGCCCUUGUUGCUGUGAAAGUUUUGAGGCGCAAAGGCAGAAGACACAGCCUCUACGACAUGGCUGUAUCAGUGGAUUACUACCCGCAAGCAGACAAAAAGAACGGCCACCUGAUGACGACAAACCUGCACUCGCAGCCGGACCUGACGCAAGGCGCCGCAUCAGCCACGCCACCCUUACUGCCGCCGCCGGGUGGCCCGACGGCCGUCUUCUACGAGUACCCCCCGUACGGCGACCCCAACCACCUGGGCACCCCGUGCAGCGAGCACCACUACGACGUGCCCCUGCUCGCGCCGCCCCCGAAGCACCCACCCCCGGCGGCCCCCGGGACGGCGUCGUCCGCCUCGCUGGCCUCGUCGUCAAGGCCUCCGCAGCGUUCGGGAAGCGUCUCGUCCUUCUCCUCCUCCCUCUCCCAGGCGGAUUCCGUCAGCUACGAUGCCAUCCCCAAUAACUGCAACGACUCGUCAAGCGGAGGAGAGACUGUGUGCGGAAUCAAACUGCUGGAUACCGAGAGCAAAACCAAGGGCACGGUCGGACACUCAGGGCUGCGGCUCAGCUUGCCCAAUUCCGGGGUGCACAUGACGAUUGCAGAAGGUGCUGUCAGCAGGGGCGAAAAGAGGAAGGCAUUUUUGGCUGUUAUGCGCGCUGACAGAGAAAGAGUUCCUUUGCCAGAUGGCUUGACCCAACUAAGUCCCGUGGUCACGUGCGUUAUUCCACCUUCACUGCGAAGGCCGGCGAUCCUCAGCUUCAAACACUGCGCUCGCCCCCAGAGAGGAACCUGGAAUGUUUCGCUCUGGUGCAGUCCCGGCACCCCCGACUCGCCACCCAAGUGGAAGCGUGUGGUCGGUCUGGGAGAAGAAACUAUCAACACACCGGCGUUUGUGCAGCUGGAUGAGACGGAGGCGCACGUGAUAGUCGAGGCAUCUGGCAGGUACAUUUUGGCUGGCGAGUCUCGCAACGGCAGGGCCGCAAAAGCUCUGAAGCUGGCCGUGUUUGGUCCCAGCCAGCCGCCGCACCAAGAAUGCUGUUUGAGGGUGUACGCUGUGGAAGAUACUUUAGCUGCUAUGGAGGGAGUGAUGUCAAUUGAGAAGCAGCUUGGGGGCUGUCUUAUGCAAAGGCCUAGAUCGAUGUUGUUCAGCGACGGAGGCGGAUCGCUGUGCCUCGACCUGGAAGGCCUGGGGCACGGCUGGCGGUGCAAACCCCAGGGCAACUUCCUGGAAAUUCCUUUCCAGCACGUUUGGAGACCGUCGAGUAACUUGCUGCACUGCUCUUUUACCUUAGAGCGGAGCAACAACGAGCCUUCGCCGGUGUCCUUUACUCUCAGAGCUCGCCAGGUGGACAUCACAACUGGCGCCACGAUCUCACAACAAGUCACCAUUAAUGUCAAUUGUGAUGGUGCAACAAUACAAACCCCCUGCAGUCCAAGUGCAGUACACCGAGGCGCAAGGGUCUCAACGGUCAAUUCCAGCAGCGGCUGCAGCUCGCUGGUCACUUUGGAGCCCACAGGACCUGUGUUCAAGUUCCCUAGAGGACUGAGGAAACAACUGAGUCAGUGUCUCGACCCACCAAACACAAGAGGCAAUGACUGGAGGAUGCUAGCUCAAAAACUCGGUGUCGACCGAUACAUCGCGUACUUCGCAACAAAAUCAAGUCCAACGGAGCACAUUCUGGACCUUUGGGAGGCCAGGCACCGCGACACCUCCGCCUCGGCAGAGUUCCUCAACAUUCUCAGGGCCAUGGGCAGGAUGGAUGCUGCUGGAGCCGUGGAGCGGGAGCUCGGACCCUGGCUGUAAACUUUCUUGUGUCGGUGUGUAGGGGUUAGUAGCGCUCGAGCCCUUGUCCCCUCUGUCUCUUAAUUGUGAUCUGUGUAUAAAAGACUGCAGCGAGUAAUACACACAUAGUAGUGCCAACUUCUGAUAAGGACCACUGAUAACUGUUCCAGAAUAGUGAAAAUCAUUGUAACACACCAAUAUGUAUAACACAAAAAACUUGAUGUUAGAAUGCAGAUUGUGCCAAAAUGCAGACCCCCACCAACCCCAAAUUUUGGUCACAAAAAUGCUAUAAUUGUUGUGCUGGAAACGAGGUGAUCAAGUUUUGCGUCGUCUCUAGAGAACCUUGGGUUAGGUUUGAUUUUGGUGGACAUAUUAUUGUGUCAACUCAUUGAUGUCGUUAAAUUUGUUACUUAAUGAUAACAGAACGAAAGUGAAAGCCGGUGAUUUAUAAAGGAAUGGAAAGACAGUGUCUGUUUAGGAGCAAGUUGUACAAUAUUGAAAUUACCUAUUGUUAGCAAAAAUCCCCCAUCGUAUCGAGUCGUGUGAAUGAUAAUGUAAUGAGUGAGCAUUAAUAUUAUUUGUUACAGAAGGUUAGAAACGAGAUGGAAGAGAUAAUCACUGAUAGUUAACUUAUAAUGUGGAUAAUAGCAACUACUAUUAUAAUAGCCAUUGCUGUGAACAAGAAUUAAAUGUUUCCCUCUUUUAUAUUAAAAUGUACAUAUAGCAUUAAAAUUAUUAAAACGGAAAGUAACAAUUAUGAAAAAGUGGCGAUGAUAACCAAAUUUCAAAUUUGUAUUGAGAAACUGAAAUGUAAUAAUGCGAUAAUAUAGUCUUUGAUGAAUUAUAUAUUAAUAAAAAUGCAACGAUAUAUAAAGUCACUCAAA
Molecule: messenger RNA, 4418 nt
Organism: Cloeon dipterum
Lineage: Eukaryota; Metazoa; Arthropoda; Insecta; Ephemeroptera; Baetidae
Gene: unc-5
Product: unc-5
Exons: 19
Coding region: 424-3555 (1043 amino acids)
Biological process (GO): motor neuron axon guidance; netrin-activated signaling pathway
Cellular component (GO): membrane
Molecular function (GO): protein binding; netrin receptor activity
Source: RefSeq, a predicted model, not a curated record